Naegleria lovaniensis is the source of this 1215-nucleotide messenger RNA. RefSeq lists its product as uncharacterized. The transcript has a single exon. Gene Ontology annotation, molecular function: oxidoreductase activity, acting on the CH-OH group of donors, NAD or NADP as acceptor. The coding region runs from base 1 to 1215 and encodes 404 amino acids. The record is from RefSeq and is a predicted model, not a curated record. NCBI's taxonomy places the organism in Eukaryota, Heterolobosea, Eutetramitea, Acrasida, Naegleriidae.
AUGUCAUCUUCGACUGCACCCCCCAUUCGAGUCUGUGUGACUGGAGCCAACGGAUUUAUUGCCUCACACAUUAUUUAUCAAUUAUUAACCAGUUCAACCCAUCACUACAUGAUUCAAGGAACUGUUCGUUCUUUACAAAACGGAAAACAACAAGAAUUGUACAAUGGACUUCUCAAAUACGAUUCUCAACAGCCCAACGGUCCAAAACUUUCAUUAUCCCUAUUGCAGGAACGAUUACAUUUGUUUGAAGCUGAUUUGAAUCAAAAAGGAUCUUACAAGAAGGCCAUUGAAAAUUGUCGAUUUGUCUUGCAUACUGCCUCUCCUUUCAAAAUGCAAGUUCAAGAUCCACAAAAAGAUCUUGUCGAUCCAGCAGUGAAUGGAACGCUCGAUAUUUUACAAGAAUGUGUUUCAGUGCGUUUGACUCAAUCCAUUCAUCAUGAUUCUCCCGGAGACGAUCGUCUUCAAAGAAUUAUUUUGACAAGUUCGAUGGCUGCCAUGUUCGACACUGCCUUUGAGGAAGAUCAUGCCUACAAUGAAGACGAUUGGAAUGAAGUUUCCUCUCUCAACAAGAAUGCUUAUUAUUACUCCAAAACUUGUGCUGAGAAGGCUGCAUGGAAUUAUAUGAAUGAAGUGGAAAGCAAGUAUGGAAAAGACUUUUUAGAAUUGGCUGUCAUUAAUCCAUCCACAGUGUUGGGAGAAGCCGUCUAUGAAAAACAAGUGAAUCAGAGUCAUGAAAUUAUUUCACAAAUUGUGAAUGGCAACUUUCCAGUGAUUUUCAAAAUUGGUUUUGUCGUGGUGGAUGUGAAAGACGUGGCACGAGCUCACAUUCUGGCCAUGGAACUGGACAUGAAUAAUUCACAACGAUUUUUACCUUCACGAAGAGAACGCUUCUUUAUUGCAAGUGACACUAUUUUGAUGAAGGAUUUGGUUGAAUAUUUGAGAAGUGAUGACGUCUAUGGAAAUAAUAAGAAAAUGUUAAAGAAUUUGCCAACCACGAAAAUGGAAGGAUGGUUUGGAAAUGUGUUGUGUCGAGUUGCCACGGUGUUUGAACCUCAGGGUGUUCGUCAGUUCUUGGAGAGUAAUUUGGGAAGACCACCAAAAAUUGAUAAUUCCAAGAGUAGAAAUGUACUUGGAGUAAAGUAUGCGGAUUGGAGAGAAUUGGUGAAAGUGACCACUAAAUUCUUGACUCAAGCUGGAGCCAUCAAGUUGCAAUAA